UUUUUUUUGGAGCGGAGAGUCAUUAAAUAAGGUUGGAAACUCACUGUAGUAGGUCUGUCUGAGGUAACUAUGUUGGUAAAUGAAACCUGAGAACUUUUUAGACUGGUUAGUUUUUCACUGGAUAAUAUUUCAUUUACAGUCUUGGCCUAUGCAGAGUUUAUUUUGAAUCCAGUACCAGGAAGGGCAUGAUUGCAGCAGACUUGGUUUGUCAUGUUUCCCGAAUAACUGUGUGACUCUGGACGGGAAUUUCUGGGCAGCCUGGCAGCGCUUCUUGUUAGUGAAUGGGUAAGGCUGGUAGAAAUCUCAUGUUACUCUACUGAUAGAAAUGAGCAGUAGUCCUUUGUUUUACUCUGCAGAGCUGCUAAGCAUCUUUGGUUCCCUUUGGACUCCAUGAAGCCAAGGUUGGAAACUUGUAUCCACAAAGUAGCACCUUUUCUGCUUGGAAUCCUACUCUAAGAACUCAGACACUCGGGUAUCCAGCAUGGUGUUGGAUCCUGAACAGAAGAUGCCUGAUGAUGAUGCUUCUGGAGACCAUGGGGAUUCUGCCAGUCUUGGUGCCAUCAACCCUGCCUACAGUAACUCCUCUCUUCCUCAGUCCACCAGGCACUCAGAAGAACCCUUCACCACCUAUUUUGAUGAGAAGAUUUCCAUUCCUGAGGAGGAGUAUUCUUGCUUCAGCUUUCGUAAGCUCUGGGCUUUCACGGGACCAGGCUUUCUUAUGAGCAUUGCCUACCUGGAUCCAGGAAACAUCGAAUCUGAUUUGCAGUCUGGAGCAGUGGCUGGAUUUAAGUUGCUCUGGGUUCUUCUUCUGGCCACCGUUGUGGGGCUUCUGCUCCAGCGCCUUGCUGCCAGACUGGGAGUGGUCACUGGACUGCAUCUGGCUGAAGUGUGUCACCGCCAGUACCCCAGGGUUCCACGGAUUAUCCUAUGGCUGAUGGUAGAGUUGGCUAUCAUUGGUUCAGAUAUGCAAGAAGUCAUUGGCUCAGCCAUCGCCAUCAAUCUCCUGUCUGUAGGAAGGAUUCCUCUGUGGGGUGGAGUUCUCAUCACCAUUGCAGAUACGUUUGUGUUUCUCUUUUUGGACAAAUAUGGCUUGCGGAAGUUAGAAGCGUUUUUUGGCUUUCUCAUCACUAUUAUGGCCCUCACAUUUGGAUAUGAGUAUGUUACAGUGAAACCCAACCAGAGCGAGGUACUCAAGGGCAUGUUCCUGCCGUCCUGUUCAGGCUGCCGCACCCCACAGGUCGAGCAGGCUGUGGGCAUUGUGGGAGCUGUCAUUAUGCCACACAACAUGUACCUGCAUUCUGCCUUAGUCAAGUCCAGACAGGUAAACCGUGCAAAGAAGGAAGAAGUUCGAGAAGCCAAUAAGUACUUUUUCAUCGAAUCCUGCAUCGCUCUCUUUGUUUCCUUCAUCAUCAACGUCUUUGUUGUCUCAGUUUUUGCUGAAGCAUUUUUUGGGAAAACCAAUGAGCAGGUGGUUGAAGUCUGUAGAAAUAGCAGCAGUCCCCACACUGACCUUUUUCCUGAUGAUAACUCAACAUUGACUGUGGACAUCUAUAAAGGGGGUGUUGUACUGGGCUGUUAUUUUGGACCUGCUACACUUUAUAUCUGGGCAGUGGGGAUCCUUGCUGCAGGACAGAGCUCCACCAUGACAGGAACCUAUUCUGGCCAGUUUGUCAUGGAGGGAUUCCUAAACCUAAAGUGGUCACGGUUUGCCCGAGUGAUUCUGACUCGUUCUAUUGCCAUCAUCCCUACUCUGCUUGUUGCUGUAUUCCAAGAUGUAGAACAUCUAACGGGAAUGAAUGACUUCCUGAAUGUUCUGCAGAGCUUACAGCUUCCCUUUGCUCUUAUACCCAUCCUUACAUUUACGAGCUUGCGGCCAGUAAUGAGUGACUUUGCCAAUGGCUUGGGCUGGAAGAUUGCAGGUGGCAUCCUCGUCCUUAUUGUGUGUUCCAUCAACAUGUACUUUGUAGUGGUUUACGUCCAGGACCUAGGGCAUUUUGCUCUGUAUGUGGUGGCUGCUGUGGUCAGCGUGGCUUAUCUGAGUUUUGUGUUUUACUUGAGUUGGCAAUGUUUGAUUGCACUGGGCGUGUCCUUCUUGGAUUGUGGACACACGUACCACCUGGGAUUGACAGCUCAGCCUGAACUCUACCUUCUGGACACUGUGGAUGCCGACUCGUUUGUGUCAAGAUGACUGACAGCCUGAGAGACUGUAUAAGAAUAACUUUUUCUUAGUCCUUUGGUGCCAGGAGUCCUGUUAACAUAUCUCUGUUAGUUCAGAGGUGAGUUUUGUUCAAAUGUUUUGAACAAAAGGCAAAGAUUUCCUCAUGGAAAGCAUGUUAAGAGCUGACAGCUCAAAGUGUAGGUCAAAGACCUACCAACCUCACAACAGUCCUGCAACAGCCAGAGUUAAGUAAUGGGCCUAGGAAGGCCGCACACCCCUAUGGACCUGUGACUUCACUUCUGGUUUGAAAACUAUGUUGUGUAUCUAUUUAUGUAAACCUGAACAUACCCGUUUGGGUAGAAUUUUAAGGAUAUAUAAAAUUGAUCCAUCUUUUGAACUUUUUUUUAAUGUAUUGUACAGUAAUUCAGAUACUUGUGUCUGGAGCACAAAUGAUCUUUGUCAGAAACAUCUGGUCAAAUUGACUUACCUUAUAAAUAUAUAGUGAUGCUUUACUGUGCCAGUUAAAUUUCACUUUGAUUUUAAUUGACCAGACCUUUAGUAACUUAAUACUGGUACAUAAUUUCUAAAGAAAACAUUUCUUCCAUUUGGUAAUCAUAUUUAAUUUUGGUUAUCAGUGUGCUUUGUAAUCAUGAUUUUUUUGGUUCUCAUUUCACUUGGCUUGUUUUUCAUAGAUAUGUUGUUAUUUGGAAAAGAACUUAAUACCAAGUAACAAGACCCAGACCAGAUUUUUAACUAAUGAUCUGUUUUCCGUGUUGCAUUGUAAGUCAUUCCCUUCUAGAUUCAAGUUUUCGUUAAAGAAAGAAGGAACAUUUAACAUUUGACUUUGUAAGAUGGAAGAGAAGAUAAUGUGUUUGUUUUCUUUCUAAAGAUUGAAUAGUGUCACCCUGUCUUUUCUUCUCACUUUUCCCAUUAAUACUUGAAACACCAUUUCUGGUCCAAAAUCUCUAUCCAGGAAAGGCUCCUGGAUCUAUUAGGGCAUCUCCUAAGGAAGUCUAAGCAUUUUAUUUUAAGGUAUUUUCACCAAGUACUGUGAGAUGAAAACUGGACUGGGACUUGGAAAAUUAGCCCACACGUUACAAACUACCUGUCUACAUCUAGGUCUUUUUUUUUUUUUACCUCUCUUCCUAAUCAGCAGGUUUUUUUUCAUUAGAACAAAAAUGUAAAUAUCUAAAAAUUUUUACAAAAUUGACUGAUUGAAAAGUGAGAUUUUCAAUGCUCCUGCAGAGAGUGUAGUCGACUGGCUUGAACGGCAGCUGUCCAUUUCUAAUGGACUGUACAUCAGGGGGGCACACACUCCACACACCUCCUUUCUUUCCAGACCCAAAGGCCUUGAGUUUGCACACCCUGCAGCCUUCUAUGACUUCAGCAUCAAUUUUCAGGGUAAAAAAACCUGACCUCUCUGCCUUAUUUUACAGCUUGGUGCCUUUCAAUAAGUGUUUUGUUUUUCAAACCAACACUGUUUCUCUUUAUGUGUAAUGCCUGGCCCUCCACAUGGGGGUGAGUUUUUCUAAAUGAUAUUUCCAAAUUCUACUUCAGAGUCUCUUGAAACUUCUGACAAGAGCAGUAGCCUUUCUGUACACACUGACAUCCUUGUGAUCUUAAAGAUGAAGCUACAUUAACAUCAGUUGUCAGCUUUAAAAGAGAAAUUUUAGGGCCUCCCCGGUGGCGCAGCGGUUGAGCGCUGGGUUGCGAAGCUGCCCGCGGCCUCUGCGGUGCCGGUUCGAUCCCCGGCUGCUCCCCGGCCACCGGAGGAGGGUCCCACAUGGCGCGCAGACCUCUCCUGCCACCCGCUGCUCCCCUCAGCAGUGUGCUUCGGUCCUUCUGCCUGCUCUGCUCCCCGCUCUGGCUCUGGUGAAUUCUCUCACCCUCCCGCACUUCUGACUGUACCCAGUGCAUGUGUAAACAGAACAAACAAACAAAUAAAUAAAUAAAUAAACAUGCCUCUUUAAAAAAAAAAAAGAGAAAUUUUAAAAUGUAUCAAUGUUUUAUAUUUUCUUCAUAAGCAGAUAACAAUCAAACUGAACCAGUCAGUUGGGUUUUCCUCUUCCCUAGGCAAUUUCAUGCCCCACUAGUUUCAUUACCAGAGAAUAAGGAAAGUAAAGAAGACAAAAAAUAAAAUCCCUUUUCACAAAUCCUAAAGAGGUAAGAUUAUUGUACAACAGAGAUUAAGUAUGUGGGGGCUUUCUAUAGCUUAUCUCAUUCUUUAACUGAAUGUUGUUAGUAACAUAUAAGAGUUUACAGAAGUUUACAAGUGUAUCUCUUAGAUCAUGUGACUCCUUUAAUCAGAAAAUUUGAUAAUAAAGCAAACUGAAUCAUGCUAAAACCAGUAGAGGAGAUUGAUAUCUAAAGAGUGAGUCUAAAUAUUUUGCUGAGUUAAUUUUAAUUAUUUAUUAUUCCUUAAUUUAUGAUUUACAAAUUGGGGUUUUUGUAUCAUGUGCUACUAUACCUGUUAAUAUAUUCAAUCUUGAGAUUAAUCUAUGUCCAUACACUCUUCUGAGUGCCUGACAUUGUGGACUCAAUUUGCAAAAUAUGCUCUGACUGCAUAUACCCAGAAGGCCAGAAAGAUGCAAUUCAGUAAUUGUUACUGAGCAGCUGCUGCUACAUAACUGUGUGUCAGCCUGAUAGAAAAAAUAGUCAGUAUAUAGCCAGGCACAUAAGAGGUUUAGUAGUUUAAAUAUAAAAUAGUUUAUUUAGCAAGUGAGACAUCGGGGUUAUAGUAGCCAUGAAAAUACCCUUCUCAAUUUCAAACAUUCUGAUAUUAAAUCGCCAAAGCUUUGCCCCGGGAAUAUUUUCCAAAGUCUAGUACUAUGUAUUCUCUAUUUAUAGGGUAUCCCUGCAAUGACCUUCCCUCUCUACCCAAGCUAAUGUGAGUAAAUGAGUAUCUUCAUGCUUCUAACAUUCCCCAAAUGUGAGUUUACAUUUUAAUUUAAACCCCAUUUUAAUUUAAUUGUGCAUUUUCAUAGUUACUCUUAAUAAAUACUUUGCAUUGACUUUUUCAGAUAAUAAAUAUAGUAAUUUACAGAUGUAUGUUGAAUCUCAGAGAUGAUUGUAUAAUUCUGGAGCCUGUUGGGUUCAAUGAGAAAAGCCAGUUUCUCAUUAAACACUUAAUCUCAUUAAACACUGCUGGCUGCAGCUAGCUUCAUAGGUUGCGUCUUAACCCCUUGCGCCACCAGAAAGGCCCACUUUCUGCCUUUUUUGUGUAUGACUGCCUUUUUGGUUACUUUGGAGGAUCCAGGUCUAAUGCAAUGUGUGUUUGGCAGCCUAGAAUCUUUUUUAUAACUUGGUUAGAAAUACCUUUUCAUUGUGUAAUCGUCAUGAAGGAUGACUUCUCUUGCCACCCAUCCUCAGCUUACCUGAUCUUCAUGGAACAUGUUUUGAUGCAUCUACUGGAAUAUUUACUUAAUGAAUAAAGCAGUUGGAUUUUUUUCCUUGUCUAUUUUCCAAAGAGCACAGUGUUGACCAAAAUAUGAAUACUUGUUGGUGGGACUAGAUGGGCCUCAUGAUGUCUACAAAUAACAACACUAAGUAAUUACUCAGGCAAGUGGAGAAGAGUGCAUAUAGUACACAGAACAGUGGGUUAAUGCCUAGAAUGCAGACAUAGAUUUUGAUUUUCCUUCCCCAAAUACCAGACUUCACCUCCCCGUGAGGGUCACCCUUAACUUCAGGGAAUAUUAAGAAGGAAGUCACCACCACACGUUCUCUUACAGUUCAGACACUGUGUCUUCAUUU
Molecule: messenger RNA, 5908 nt
Organism: Talpa occidentalis (Iberian mole)
Lineage: Eukaryota; Metazoa; Chordata; Mammalia; Eulipotyphla; Talpidae
Gene: SLC11A2
Product: solute carrier family 11 member 2
Exons: 17
Coding region: 482-2188 (568 amino acids)
Biological process (GO): metal ion transport
Cellular component (GO): plasma membrane
Molecular function (GO): manganese ion transmembrane transporter activity; iron ion transmembrane transporter activity; cadmium ion transmembrane transporter activity
Source: RefSeq, a predicted model, not a curated record